AAGCCACAGUUCGCAUUGUCUCGCAAAUCUCGCCCUCAAACGCCCGACGGGAACUCCCUGCUAGCGCAAACGGAACUCCACAGCCCCGCCGCCCCCCCUGCCUGAACCCAAACCCACAAUGGCCUCCACCGCACCCGCAGCAUCAGCAGCCUCCCGCUUCUCCAAAGACGCUACCUGGAAGACCGUCCUGGCCGUCACCGUCGCGGGUGUCGUCGUCGGCGCAGGUGCAUGGUACCUGCUCUCCCAGCGCCCGUCGGAGAACAGCAAGAAGGCACAACCGACUCCGAAGAAGCCGUCGUCUUCUACGGGAGCGUCGAAUCUGAAGCGCAAGACGAAGAGUAAAACGACGUUGGUGGAGAAGAAGAAUGUAACGGUCGCUGAGGCUGCGGCUCCUAGUUUGGAUGACUUGACACCGGCAGAGGCCGCAACAGUUGCGCCCGCCGAAACCGUCGAAGGCGUCCAAGCCUACCCGCAGAACCUGUUCCCCGCCAAUCCAGACGCCCUCUCCGAAAAGGAACGAGCAGACCUAGCCAAAUCCGCAAAGACACUGGGCAACAAGUACUACGGCGAGAAGAAGUACCAGGAGGCGAUCGAUCUGUACAGCCAGGCGAUCGUGUUGCAGCCUGAUGCUGUUUUCUAUAGCAAUAGGGCUGCGUGUUAUGCUAACCUCAAUGACUACGAUAAUGUCAUCAAUGACUGCACGGAAGCAUUGAAACUGGACAACCAGUACCUGAAAGCGCUUAACCGCCGCGCCCAGGCCUACGAGAGCCAGGAAAAGUGGUCAGAGUCUCUCAACGACUACACAGUGAUGUGCGUCCUCGAAGAGUUCAAGAACGAAAGCGUCCUCGGCUCCUGCGACCGCAUCCUCAAAAACUUUGCGCAAUCCAAAGCGCAAGAGCAGAUCAAAAACAAGGUUCCCCGCCUCCCCUCCGACACCUUCAUCACCGCCUUCAUGGACUCCUUCCGUCUCACCAGCAAAGGCGCGAAAACCAUCGUGCAGCACAAAGCCGAAAAGCCGGGCGACAAGCUGGUCAAGAAGGCGUUCCAGGGAAUCAUUGACCAUAAGUGGGACGAGGCGCAGACGGCGACGGUGGAGGCGGUUGAGAGCGGGGAGCUGAGCGCGUUUUGGGAGCCGUUGGCGUAUAAUCUGAGGGCGACUUUUGGGUUUUUGAGGGGUGAUGUGGACCUGGCAAUGACGGACCUAGAGAAAUCGCUAGAAGCCGACCCGAAGAACGUCAACACGAUCAUCAAGCGCGCGUCGAUCUACAUGGAGCGCGCGGAGGUCGAGAAGGCGAUCGAGGAGUAUAACCGCGCCAUUGAGCUGGAUCCGAGGGAUCCUGAUGUCUACUACCACAGGGGCCAAAUCCGCGUCCUAACCAACGACAACCAAGGCGCCAUCGACGACUACAAAAAGUCGAUCUCCCUCGACAGCGAUUUCGUCUAUGCGCACAUCCAGCUAGGUGUGGCGCAGUACAAGCUCGGCGAUGUUGGGGGCGCCCAGACGACGUUUGAGAAGGCGAGGAGGAAGUUCAAGAACUCGCCCGAGGUGUAUAACUACAAUGGAGAGAUUCUGUUGGAUACGCAGCAGUAUGAGGAGGCGUUGAAGAAUUUCGAUAAGGCGUUGGGGAUUGCGCCCAAUUCGCCUUUGCCUUAUAUCAACAAGGCCAUUUUGUACCUGCAAUGGAAACAAGACGCGACGACCGCCGAAAUCGAAUGCCGCAAAGCGAUCGCGGUCGACCCGUACUGCGACAUUGCGUACGCGCAACUCGCGCAGUUGCUGCUGCACCAAGGCAAAUUCAGCGACUCGCUGGACGCGUACGACAAAGCGGCGGCGUUGGCGCGGACGGAGCCUGAGCUUGCGAACGCGUUGGCGUUGAGGGAGGCUGCGGCGGCGCAGUUGCAUGUUGCGACGUAUUAUCCGGAGGUCAUUGCAAGGUUGAGGGGGGGUGCCGGGUUCGGGGUUGAGUAAGGGAUGCUGUCAUAUGCGACCCGAUUUCAACCGAUCCCAACGCCAUCAUCACCCACACAUAUGAAACCGAUCCGCACCCGCACAUAUCUUCAUUUUCCCGACACCCGCCCGAAAAGAGACGGGCCGCCGACAGAGGGAAGAAAUGGAACACUUUCGCCGUCGGUCCCGUAGUUCACCACCACAACCCACCAAUGUCCGAUCCACUUGCCCAUCAUCGUCUCCCGCUCGCAUAUAUCACGGCUUUGUUGAGUGAGUAGUAAUACAUAGUCAUUAUCCAACCCCUUCAUUUCACCAGACGAGGGGUGCGGGUUGUAUGUAUGUAGUUGUUGUGGGUUUCUUCCUCCUUUUUUUAUAUUUCAUGUUAUUGGUAAUAUGUACAUCUUCAUUUCGAUCCUAUGGGAGUUAGCGAUGCGGGUGAC
This is a messenger RNA of Fimicolochytrium jonesii, 2388 nucleotides long. RefSeq names its product import receptor. Lineage: Eukaryota; Fungi; Chytridiomycota; Chytridiomycetes; Spizellomycetales; Powellomycetaceae. The transcript is spliced from 9 exons. The record is from RefSeq and is a predicted model, not a curated record. Bases 119 to 1969 code for a protein of 616 amino acids. Gene Ontology annotation, molecular function: protein binding.